Schistosoma spindalis is the source of this 4355-nucleotide messenger RNA. Lineage: Eukaryota; Metazoa; Platyhelminthes; Trematoda; Strigeidida; Schistosomatidae. The record is from the annotation of a GenBank genome assembly.
AUAUCCGCCAAGGUCACGGUGCGCGCGCAGUCGAUUUGCUUGCUAACAGAAAAUGUUAAGAAGACGGUCUUGCGUUAGUGUCUGGCUGAGUGAGUAGAAGCCCUAGCAUUAACAGCUGUUUUACUACAAAUGAAAAUUUACAAUGUCUUCCAAAACAUUCCUAAUCAAACGUGUUCAAAAGUAAUGUAAAUUAUCUGAAUCUUGCAAUACCAACUAUCUGUGUGCAUCCUAGAUCGAAAUAAACCUAAUUAUUAGUCUUCCACGACACCAAACACAGUCCCAAAAUAAUAACAUUCAUUUGUUUUUUAAUUUCUCAUAGAUCUUCAUCCAACAUGUCUGUGUCCUCAAAACGUUUAAGAGUUUUUUCAUGUCCUGAAUAACUAUGCAUAUGGUUGCUAAAAUCUAAGAAUGAUUUCCAUACUGAUGAGAGUUUGCUUAAUAAAAUUGCAGAGACAUAGAAGAAGUAGGCACUUAAACCUCAACAACUGAUUUUAAACCUAGACAAGCAAGGUAUGACUAGAGCCAACUAUUAGGUUUCUGUACCUAUGAAUUCCCAGCGUAACUAUUUUAUUACGUCUAUUUCCACUUUGUGUAUUCAUUUUCGAGUGGCCAACAGAACCUAGCAUGCAGUAACGCUGCUAGUCUUUUAAGGCCACAUCAACUAGUCAGCUAUGAUUUUAAUCCUUUCAUGUGUUUUUAUGUAAUGGACACAAUAUAUAUUCAUCUAUAGGAGUAAUUAAAGCAUAAGUUUAAACACGGAGUGUAUAAUUAAACUUAAUGCGAGUCAGCUUCGGUCGAUAGGUGACGAGGAAUUGCAUUGUCAGUUCCGAAAUAAUCCAUCUACUUUAUUUGGGUCCCCAUAGUGUAUCGAUGUCCCUACAAAAUUCGUGAUAAAGGAUACCUGACUGAAAUAAAGAGCAUGACAAUUACAGCUCAAAUAGUAAAACGAAUGUAAAAGAUGACUUGUAUGACAACUAAUAGUACAAGAAAGAUAUUGUAUGGAUGAAACAGCUCAAUAUCAGGCUCUAUCACCCAGAUUUAACGACAAGACUAUACCAUACCGAUAAGCUCCAGAAUAUAAAACAACGAUGGAAAUGCAGAGAAUCUGAUGUUUUGAUAUAAUUAGUGAAUUUAUUAGUGCUAAAUAUCAAUAAUCCAGGUUGAAUAUCAUAGUUCUGUAGUCAAUAUGGACUCCUAUUCCUAGCUCUACAUCUUUUUAAACGUAACUCGCUAAAACACAUCGUCCUUACCUUCUAACCCUGGAACAACCGAACCCCUUGUUCAUCACCAAAACUCUUAAAUUUACCUUAAUACUCCUAACCUUAGCAUUCCUCAACCAAAUACAAUGAUCCUAACAUCUCAUUUCAUAAGGGGACUGUCAUCCUUUUUUUUUUGAAGUACAAAAUAUCAUGAAAAUCAUCCAGAGCAGCGUUUUAAAUUCCGUCAUCGGUUAGCCUAGCUUUGACUGGGUACUCAAGCUCAUUGAUAUAGUAUAGUCUUGCCGCUCCGACUGUAGAUUAUGGUCCUGCAUAUAAACCUAUGGGCAUGGCUCAGACUAACAGUAAAUGACUUGACGAACUGAUCCCACUUCUUGGUUUGGUCACCCUUGGUUUUAUUAUAAUCUUUCACAGGAUGUUGUUGGGCCUCAAGGUAGUUAAUAAUAAUAUAUGUAAUACAUCCAAUACCUGGUCACCUUUGUGCAUAAAGGUGUAUACCCUCAUCGACUGACUUGCCGUUUACUGUUGGAAACCUUACGUUUAACAGCAGUUUUUACUUCGCAUAUAUAUAAUAUCGUAGACUCGCUUCUCUUUUUUAACAUAUCCAUAUUUGAUUUCCAAAGCCAUCUUUAGACAAGCAUCUUCAUUUCGACAUGUCCCUCUCAAAGAAGUGGUCGCUGGAGUGUCUGGAACCACAUCGAGUACAAACACCUUCAAAAGUCCAACAAAUGCACCCCCACCUCCUCCUGUCCAACCUACUUCUCAACAAAUCGAAGUUUUGGUAGAUGGAAAACCAGUCACAUGUGAACCUGGUAUGACUAUUUUACAGGCAUGUGCUUUAGCUGGUGUACAGAUACCUCGAUUUUGCUAUCAUGAACGAUUAUCGAUUGCUGGCAAUUGUCGUAUGUGUUUAGUUGAAGUGGAAAAGUCGUUGAAACCUGUUGCUAGUUGUGCAAUGCCUGUAAUGCGUGGUAUGAGCAUUAAAACGGAUUCAGAAGUAACUCGCAAAGCACGUGAAGGCGUUAUGGAAUUUCUACUAGUCAAUCAUCCGUUGGAUUGUCCUAUUUGUGAUCAAGGUGGAGAAUGUGAUCUGCAGGAUCAAUCAAUGAAUUUUGGAUCGGAUCGUUCACGUUUUGUUGACAUUCGCUUUACUGGAAAACGUGCUGUUGAAGAUAAAAAUCUUGGUCCAUUAAUUAAAACUAUUAUGACUCGUUGUAUACACUGUACAAGAUGUGUAAGAUUUGCUAAUGAAAUAGCUGGUGUACCUGAUCUUGGGACUACUGGUCGUGGAAGUUCUCUCCAAAUUGGUACAUAUAUCGAUAAACCGUUCUUCAGUGAAUUGUCUGGUAAUGUUAUUGAUCUAUGUCCCGUUGGUGCUCUUACUUCUAAACCGUAUGCAUUUACUGCACGACCUUGGGAGACAAGACGUAUUGAAUCGAUCGAUGUAAUGGAUGCGUUGGGUGCAAACAUUGUAGUCUCUAUGCGUACAAAUCAAGUUUUAAGAAUAAUCCCAAGGUUGAACGAAGAUGUGAAUGAAGAAUGGUUAGCCGAUAAGUCUAGAUUCUCGUAUGACGGUUUAAACAGACAACGGUUGGUUGUUCCAUUCUUAAAAAAAUCUGACAAGCUAAGCGAAAGUACAUGGGAAGAUGUAUUGGUUAAAAUUGCGGAAAAGAUACUUCCUAUAUUUGGAUCAUCUGAAGGAAGUAUACCUCGAGCAAAUCAAGUGGCUGGACUUGUAGGUCCAUUCGCUGAUGCUGAAUCAAUGGUAGCAUUGAAAGAUUUAAUUAAUCGAUUGAAUUCUGAAUUAGUUUGUACUGAAGAAAGUUUUCCAACAAAUAGUACGGAUCUACGUAGUAAUUAUUUAUUCAACAGUCGUAUUACUGGUAUAGAAGAUGCUGAUCUAGUAUUAUUAAUUGGUACUAAUCCACGUUUUGAGGCACCUUUGUUGAAUGCACGUCUACGCAAAUGUUGGAUACAUAACGAUUUGGAAGUCUUUUUAUUAGGUCCAAAAGUUGACUUAACUUAUGAUUAUGAACAUCUUGGUGAUCAACUUGAAACUUUACAGUCUUUAGCUGUUGGUAAACAUCCGUUAAAUAAACGUUUAAAUUCUUCGUCUCACCCAAUAAUAAUUUUGGGUAGCGAAUGUUUACAACGUAAGGAUGCAGCGGCAAUUCAUAACGCUGUACGUCGAAUUUCCGCAAAUUUAAAGGAAACAAAAAAAUUGGACUAUCAAGUGUUCAAUGUUCUUCAUCGUUAUGCAAGUCAAGUUGCCGCUCUAGACUUAGGUUACACAUCAGACAUAGAAAUAAUCAAACAAAAUAAACCAAAAAUUCUUUUCCUUCUGGGUGCUGAUCGUAAUCUUAUUACACGUCAAUAUUUAGCUCCCGAUAGUUUUAUAGUUUAUAUUGGUCAUCAUGGUGAUGCAGGUGCAUUAUUAGCUGAUGUCGUUUUACCUGGAGCUGCUUAUACUGAAAAAGAUGCUAUUUAUGCCAAUACCGAGGGACGUGCUCAACAAACUCGAUUAGCUGUAGUUCCACCUGGAUUGGGUCGAGAAGAUUGGAAAAUAUUUCGUGCUAUCUCUGAAGUGGUCGGUAUCACCUUACCCUAUGAUAAUUUAAAUCAAAUUCGUUCGCGAAUUAGUCAAGUUGCUCCUGGUUUAUUAGAUUUAAAUACAAUUCAACCAUCACUCAAAGAAGUUCAAACAUUGGCUGAUAAUUUAUCCAAAAAUCCAGUUCAAACGAUGAAUACAAAUGAACCAAUUAAACUUAGCUUAUUAACACUAAAAGAUUAUUAUAUUACAGAUUGUAUUAGUCGAGCUUCUCAAACUAUGGCAAAAUGUGUGAAAGCUGUACAAGAGAAUGAAUAAAUAAAAAAUAAUAAUAAUAAUAUGCUGAAGAAAAAACAAUUAAACGUUAGUUUAAAAAAGAAUUAUGUUUCCUUUUAUUUGUUUUCUUCUUUAAAUUCUUCUAUUUCCUGUUUUCUUCUCUUCUUUUUUAUACUUCAAAUAAAAUAGUAUCUGUAUUUUCACAAUUUUCAAUGUGUAGAAGUUUUCAACAGCAACAACAACAAAAAAUAGUUAUUCUGUGAAUUUCAUAUAAACACAUUAUUGAAAAAAUGAUAUGAGUUAAUCUUGACUAG